AUGGAGGUCGAUAAUCAAGCCGUGCCCCAACUCGCUCAGCCCGGAGAGUUUGCGGUCUCAGAGGUCGAGAGGGCACAGGAACACUUCGAAAAGAAUGACUCUGAGCUCGGUUCAAAAUUGUCAUUAGACAACAAAGAGUCCGAAAUCUCUCAAGAUGCGGGUGCCGAAGAUCACCCAGAAGAGGCCGAGGUAGAGGGAGAUGCUGCGGCCGAGCCGACUUCUUCCAAGAGCAAGAAGAAGAAAAAGAAGAAGAAGAACAAGAGCGAGAGCCAAAUCACCUCACCUAUAGAGUCCGCCGACAGCAUCCCCGCUGUUGACAUCAAGGCCGAGGGAGGAGAAACCGUCGAGGCAGCGGAGCAAGACAGAACAGUUACCCCUCCCCCAGAGGAAUCAAAUCUGGUAGUCGAAGACGAGGCUAAGAAGGAUAAGAAGAAGAAAAAGAAGAAGAAGAAGAACGGCCCAAAGAACUCCGAAACGGAUGUUACUUCUGAUGGCGCUCUUGACCCGGCCCAGCCUCCAUCACCCCCCGACACGGACGAGGGACGAGGCGAGGACGAGGCUACGCCGGUAGCGCAAGAGGAGGCCGUGACUGCGGCCCCGGAACCCGAGGCUGCUCUUGAAACUGUGAAAGAGGAGAGCUCUGCUGAUGUUGAGCAGUCUAAUGACGCUGUUCCCGUUCCCGAAGAAUCCAAGGCUGUUGAAGAAGAGGCUAAACCCGCCGACGAUGUUGCCGUUGCCUCCGAAGAGCCCGAGCACGUGGAACCAGAGUCAGAAGCCCCCAAAGAGCAUCAACAUGAACAUGAGCACGAGCACGAGCACAAGCACGAGCAGACACAUCAGGAGGAGCCCAAUCACGCUCCCCAGGAGGAGGUUGAACCUGUCAAGGAGCCAGAGUCUGUGCCCGCUGAGCAUGAAAAUGCCCCAGCUGAAGAGUCUCAUGAAGCUGCUGAGACACACGAUGAGAAGCCUGUCGAAGAGGCUGCUCACACAGAAGAUACCCAAGCACCAGCGACAGUUGAGGAGCCCGCUGAGCACCAGGAAGAGCACAAGGACGUUCCUGAACCCGUUGAAGCCGACAACAAAGAGGUAGAGCACCACUCGGAAGAGGAAAAGCAUGUCGAGAAGGCGAACAUCUCCGAUGACAAGCCUGCGGAAGAAGAGAACCACACUGAGGAGAAGCACUCCGACGAAGUUAUCUCUGAAGAGGCAAAGCCCAUCGAAGAAGAGAAGACUGUCGAAGAAGAGAAACUCGACACCGAGAAGGACACCGCUGAAUCCCAGACUAAGGAGGAGCCAGCUGCUGAGCCUGCGAUCGAGGCUGAGGAGACUCCCGAAGUCGCUGAAGAGCAUGUCGCCGAAACAGCUACUGAAGAGCCUACUAAGGAAGUCGAGGAACAUGUUACUGAAGAAGCACCAGUUACUGAACAUGUUGAAGAAGCUGCGAAGAAUUCAGUUGUAGAGGAGGCUGCUCCUCAAGAGGAGAAGGCCCCAGAGACCACCGAAUCCGAGGCCAAGCAUGACGACUCUGAGAAGCAUGAGGAGCCUGUCGCUGAACACGCGCCCGUAGCUGUUGAGGCUGAAACCAAGGCUGAGGAGGUCCACGAGGAGGCUCCCAAGGAGGAAAUUAUCGAAGAGACUCCUAGGGAUACUGUGACUGAGUCUCAUGUGUCUGCCGAAGAAGCCAACAACGAGGAGGCUAAGAAGACCCCCGAAGUCGAAGACGCUGAGCCUGUUGCUGAGCCUGUUGCUGAGCCUGUUGCUGAGCCUGAGACCAGCUCGGAAGUGAAGGCUGCUGAUGAACACGACGCGGAAGUUGCCAAAGAAGAGACUCACGAAGAGCAUGUCGAAGCCCAAGAGAGCGAGCCUGUUGUUGAUACCCACGAAGAGAAAAAGGAUGAGGUUGUUGCUGAGGCUGAAACUACUCACGAGCCAGAGGUGGCCCAUUCUGAAGUAGAACACGUUUCUCACGAAGAAACACCUGCUGCUGAAGAGUCUGUGGUUUCCUCUGUCCCAGCUGAAGAGGUCACCGAGUCCGAAAUCUCCAAGGACGAGCCAGAAGUUGUUCAUACUACUCAUUCUGAGGUUGAGACACCUGCUGAGGAUGCCACGGAAACCACCGAGGCUAAGCCCCAAGUUGCUGAGGCCAAGUCGGAAGUCUCAGAGGUGAAGCCUGAAACGACCGAGAGUGAAUCUACUCAUGACGAGCACAUUACAGCCACUGAGACCGAAAGUGACAUUCAGAAGGAUGUUGCUGAGCCUGAGACUAUCGUCGAAUCCGAAGUCGCUGCUGAUUCUGAGGCUGCUACUGAGUCUGAGCCCGUUGCUCAACACGAAGCCGCCGUUGAAUCUGAGGUCGCUGUCGAGCCUGAGGCUGCUGUGGAAUCUGAAGUUGCUGCUAAAUCCGAAGUUGCUACCGAUUCCGAGCCCGUUGCUCAACACGAAACUGCUGUUGACUCUGAGGUUGCUACUGAAUCUGAAGUCGCUGCUGAGCCAGAGGUCGCUGCUAUUGUUACGAAGUCCGAGGUCGCUCCUGAGUCUGAAGUCGCUGCUGAUGUUACGGAGUCCGAGGUCGCUACUGAAUCCGAGGUUGCUGCUGAGCCAGAGGUCGCUGCUAACGUUACGGAGUCCGAGGUCGCUACUGAAUCCGAGGUUGCUGCUGAGCGUGAAGUUGCUGCAGAGCAGGAGCUUUCUCACCAUGACAAGCCAGCUGAAUCCACUUUUGAAGAGGCCCAGCACUUGGAUGAAGUGGUCGAAAUUAUUGCUCCCGUUGAGGCUGAGAAGGCUGCCGAACCUGAGGCCCUUUACGAAGACAAGGAAGAGACAUCAGAGGUCCAGGCUACUUCCGAGCUAACUGAAGACUCCAAAACCUCUCAUGUUGAGGAAAUUGUGGCUGAAGCUGACAAGGAGGUAGAAGCCAAGCCUGAAGAAUCGCACUCUCCGGUUCCUGCGGCCGAGGAGACUGCUGUUCAAGAUGCUCCUGUUGUGCCUGCGGAGGAGCCUGCGGUGGUCGACCCUGAAUCAACGCCUGCCGUUGUAGAAAGUGAAAAGGCAAUUGUGCCAGAGCCAGUGGAAGAAGUCGAACAGCCCGUGGCUGUUGAGGUGGAAGCACCCAAGACUAGAGAGGAGGAAGUUAAGGAUACUGUGGUAGAGAGAGUUAGGAAAGGUGAGGAGCAGCAUUCAUUACAUGAUACCCCUGUUGAUAUUUCGGGACGGUUUGGUGACUCCACAUCGGGUGAGGAGUCGAAGGACCACGGCGUUUUGGAGUUACAUUCGGAAGACAUUUCGGAAAUUCAGAGUCAGUCCUUGGGAGAGGAGCAGAAAGUAGAUCUCAAGCGAGAUGAGCUUGAACGGGCUGAAACCCCGGCUGUGGAGGAGCCUGUUGUUUCUACCAAACCUGAUGUGGAGACCGUCUCUGAGCCAUUGAUUUCACAAAAGGAAGAUGCUGAGAGAACAUUACCAGAUGAGGAGUCGGACAAGAUUGCUCUCAUUGCUGGCACAGCUGCAGUUGCUACGGCUGCUACUGCUGCAGUGGCGACAGCUGCCGUCAUUCACCAGGAGCCUGUUGUUCCUGAAGCACCCAAGUCUGAGAGAAAAGCCCCUGAGCCGGAAGAGACACACAGAGAGAUUGUCCCUGAAGUUACGAAGCCCACUGAAGAGCCCGUUGCCGCGCGAGAGGCUGAACCGGCAGCUGUUGCCGAGACAGCUGCGCCUUCGACGUCUAAGGUGCCAGUUGCUGCGAAAACUACUCCAGAAGCCUCGUCACGACAACCAUCAAACGAGGUGGACACUACCAAAGCAGUAAUAGUAAUGGACCCCGAACAGCCCAAGUCGAGUAUUCUGGAGGCGCUUACGAUUUGGCUAUUGGCGCCGUUCGUGUGGCUGCGCACCCAGAUCUUCGGGAAGAAGACGGACGAAUAA
Trichoderma asperellum CBS 433.97 is the source of this 3918-nucleotide messenger RNA. NCBI's taxonomy places the organism in Eukaryota, Fungi, Ascomycota, Sordariomycetes, Hypocreales, Hypocreaceae. The record is from RefSeq and is a predicted model, not a curated record.